This is a messenger RNA of Symbiodinium natans, 3123 nucleotides long. The record is from the annotation of a GenBank genome assembly. Lineage: Eukaryota; Dinophyceae; Suessiales; Symbiodiniaceae.
AUGGUCCCGGAUGCUGAGCAGAGGCUUUGGGUCUUUGGGGGUGCCGCGUUGCGGGAUGGCCCUGAAGCAUAUGCCGAGGAGGUCAACGAGCUCUGGCUCUAUGAGCCCAAGAACUUGGCGGCAAAGUGGAGCCAGGUGCGGACCUUGAGGGAGCCACCGAUACCACGCCGAGACCACUCGAUGAUCUUUGUCACCGGCAUCCUCGGCCCCUCGAUCAUCCUCUUUGGGGGCAGAACGAAGGCCUGUAUCUUGGGUGACACUUGGCGCCUGGCUGACCGGGCGUGGGUGAAGGUGACCUCAGAGUCUAUGCCUAUGCCUUCACCCCGCUAUGCUCACACCAUGCAGCCGCACCCGGAUGGUGCUUUCUGGCUGUAUGGCGGUGCAGGGGAAGACAUUGUUUUCGGUGACCUUUGGCUCGGCAACCUGACUGGACUAGGUAGGGCACGCUGGGAAAAUUUGUCAAGUGGAAGAGACGUGCCCGAACCACGCAGUUGGCAUGUGCUGGCAAGCGGCAACUCGGACACCAUCUGGUUGCAUGGCGGCCGGUCGAGCGACGGACGGAUACUUGCAGAUACCUGGUCGUUUAGUGUCCACGAUGGCUGGCAGGAGCUACCAGCGGGACCUGCUAGUCACAGCCAUGUCGCCUUCUAUGAGAACGGCGUCUUGUGGAUGCAUGGGGACGCCCAGCAGGGCAUGCAGGGCAUGCAGGGCGCACCGCAUCAUUCUGAUCUCUUCCAGUUCGAUGUGGCCAAGGAGACGUGGCUGUUUGUCGAGGUUGCUGGCCGAAAACCAGGACCGCUCAUGCACCAUGCCGGCGCACUUGUAGAAGGCCAGAUCUGGCUGCACGGUGGCAAUCGAGAUGGUGAAACCUUCAGUGAGCUUUGGUCCUUUAGUGAAGUUGCACAAGCAUGGCGCAUGGAGAACGCAUAUGACUCGCCAGACAUGGUGAACAGGAGACACUUUGUAGCCGGCCUUGUGCUGGGCUUUGUAAGCUUUUUCGCCAUCUUCUUCCUUGUGAUCAUCCGCUUCGAGCUAAGCUGCUUUCGAUUGCGGGAGCUGGGAUGUCGAGCAUUCACGCGACCUGGGCGGAGCCAGACGUACAGCGCCUUCGUCACGUGGGUUGCUUCCGGCGUCUUGGCAUGUAGCUUCCCGGCGGUGGCGAGCAUGGUUCUGGCCCGAUGGCUGGGCCGACCUGACACAUCCGAGAAUUUCGACCUCUACACCUUCGUGGGCCCAGCUGCCUACAGCAUGAUGUCGAUUUGGAUGCUCUCCAUCUUUGUGUGUGUCAUGGGCUGCAGGGCACGCAGGCACCCAAUGGAGUCACUGGAGGAUCCCACGCUGCUGGCAACCUUUCUGCUGGAUGCGGACAUCAAGCUGGUGAAUGUGGAGUUUUUGCUGGAGCUAGCGGAGACGAAGGGUGUCUGGCCCAGAAGACAGGAAGCGGAGAAGCUCAGGACGCGCUCCGGGCUACCGGCCCUGUUGAGUCAUGCAGAGGUGGUUGCUUGGUCCCAGCGGAUGCGGCAGAAUCCAAAGCAACAGCGCGUGGUGUCUCUGUCACACAUUUGGGAAACGCUGGAACACCCCGAUCCCUAUGGGUUUCAGCUGGCUGAGCUCGUCAAAGUUCUGCACUGUGCAUGGAAGAAGGACUCAGACAUGAUCCCUGGUGUCUUCAUUGAUUAUGUGAGCUUGUAUCAGUUCCGGCGCAAGAGAAAGCAUGAGGAGCAUGCCUUCCGCCUUGCGAUGAAUGGCAUGGACAUGCUCUAUACACAUGAAUGGACACACACGGUGUGCGUGCCAGAUUUAACUCCUCAAUCCUGGAAGGCUUCCCGGCAGGGCCAUCAAGUCUAUGUCUACCGGGAACCACCCCGCUCAGAGAAACCAGGAGUUCAGUGGACCGAUCCAAGUCUCCUACAAGAGAACACCACCGAGUAUUUCAAACGGGGAUGGUGCAUCGCAGAAGUCCAGUGGUCCAGCCUGCGAAAUUCCAACAUGUUUGGAUACUGCUUGGGCACACACUCAUUGGCCACCCAGCAACUUCUGCGUUGCGCACCCAGGGGACCAGCAACUUUCCGUCGCGAACUUGCCAAGAGUGACGUCCACUUCACUCAUCGAAGCGAUUUUCUGCCUUUGGUGUCAGCGCAGCGAAAUGCGUUUGAGAAGAAGGCAAGCGAAGCUAGGGAGUUGGACUUGGAUGGGCUGCCAGACACGGAGAUUGACAUACUCGCCGAUUCCCUGCAGUCCUUCCAGGUCCUGCAGCAGCUGAAACUGUCCAACUGCAAUCUAAACGUCCAAGGCUUCGUGCUGCGUCUGAGCUGGAUCCAGUCCCUGAAGAAGGUGUCUCUGCAACAGUGCGGGCUUGCCGAUGCAGACAUGCAGCCCAUUGCCGAGGCUCUCUCGAACUCAUGCCUUUGGGUUACCCUGGAUCUGAGCCGGAACGCGAUUGCUGGCGCCGGAGCCCGGGUUCUCGCUGAGGCCCUGCGCCAGAAGCCGCGGUUGAAAGAGCUUCUCUUGAUGGAUAAUUGGAUUGAAGACGCUGACGCCAAGAUUUUGUUCGAGGCGUGGGUGGCCCUCCAGGUAGAGACGCGCCCAUCAUCGAACCUGCUGGCUGACACAUCCACGCUGAUUAAUGAAGUGGCGGAGGCCGCGCUUCUGGCAGAGUGGAAGCGGGACAAGGUCCUCACCUUGCGUAAGAUGGACUUGAGCAAGAACCUUCUCACUCAGGCAGGCAUAAGCGAGAUGGAUGAGAUGAAGCCGCCAGAUAUGACUCUCCUGGUCCAUGAGCAGAAAGACCACCAUGACAAGGUGAAAGGGCUGGAGAUGGCACUUGGCAGUGCCAACGACGAGGAAGAUUCAGAGUGCAAGGCCGACUCAGUACAUGCAGACAGAGAGCCGCACAGCGUUUUGGCCGACCGCGAGGCUGAUUGGCAUCAGAUUGAUGUGCAGCUGAUGGAUGAGGACCCAGACUGGAAGCCAGAUGAGAUGUGCUUGGAAGCCGCUAUAGCCGGUAAAGGUUCAGAGCCUGCCACAUCAUCCACAUGCGAGAGGUGGUUUUGCCAGUCACCGAAGCCCUGGGCACAUGAUUCUAUAUUGAAUCGUGAUGCUAUGCUCCCGCGAAAGUUGUGA